Eimeria acervulina is the source of this 555-nucleotide messenger RNA. RefSeq lists its product as hypothetical. The transcript is spliced from 4 exons. The record is from RefSeq and is a predicted model, not a curated record. Bases 1 to 555 code for a protein of 184 amino acids. NCBI's taxonomy places the organism in Eukaryota, Apicomplexa, Conoidasida, Eucoccidiorida, Eimeriidae.
AUGGACGCCGUUGCCUUCUGUCUUUCACUGGUGGAUCGACACCUCAAGACAAAUGUGUCUUUUCUUAGACAAACGGUCCCCGAGGCCUCUUCCAAGAUGGGUAUGAGAGAGGACGACGUGCUUGCAACGCUCAUGCACCAGAUGUGGGCAGGCUGCUACAGCAACGCACUUUCUCUGCCGGCCUCUGUAUCCAUUCCGGCUCUCCCUGCUCAGGCGGCCGAGGCCCUCCUCAAACCUCACCACUCACCAAUGAGGUUUCCUGCGCAAACGCUUGUCGACAUUGACAAACUUGUCAAGGAAUUCGCGGAGGGCCGUUUGCCCUCCGAUGGGGAUACAACGGACUGGAGAGACACUUGGAGCGGCGCUAACUCCUGUUGCCGCAGCGAGGCAUUCUCUACUGCUGCAGCAGCACAGGACUUCUGUGCUACUGCAGCAGCGGAGGACUUGUCUGGUGCUGGUGGAGCGGGGGACUUUGCUUUACCAGCAUCAGACUUUUUUUCUCGCAAAGCAAUGGAACUGUACCAGACUGAACGUGGGCUGAGCUGGAGUGGGUGA